UCAGUUUUGAACAGCGUACAGGAAGUAAAUAUGAAACUAGUGGUUGCAGUGGGGAAAAUUAAUUAUAUUCACGAAUAAAAAUGGACCGGUUUUCGUGGUCUAAUGGACUUUUAGAAAUCAAUGAAACUUUAGUGAUCCAGCAGCGAGGUGUCAGACUAUAUGACGGUGAUGAUAAGGCAAAACUGGAUGUUGGAGUUGCCUUGUUGAGCACUCAUCGGUUGAUCUGGAGGGACACAAAAAAUCAUGAGUGCUGCAUAGCCAUGCCGCUCUCACAGAUCAUCUUCUUUGAGGAGCAGGCUGCUGGAAUAGGAAAGAGUGCUAAAAUAGUUAUCCACCUGCAUCCAUCACCUCCCAACAAGGAGCCCGGACCCUACCAGAACAGCAAGUACUCCUACAUCAAGUUGUCCUUCAAAGAACAUGGACAGAUUGAGUUUCACAGGAGACUAACCGAGGAGAUGACCCAGAAAAGGUGGGAGAAUACACCCGUUUCCCAACCCAUUCCUGCAGGAACUGGGCCUCAGGCAGGAAGGACUCGUGCGGUGGGGAUUGUUGGCAUUGAGAGGAAGAUAGAAGAGAAGAGGAAAGAAACAGACAAAAACAUAUCUGAGGCCUUUGAAGACCUCAGCAAGCUGAUGGUGAAGGCCAAAGAGAUGGUUGAGCUGUCCAGAUCCAUUGCCAACAAGAUCAAAGACAAGCAGGGAGACAUAACAGAGGAUGAGACAAUACGAUUUAAGUCCUACCUCCUCAGCAUGGGUAUUGCUAACCCUGUUACCAGAGAAACACAUGGAUCAGGUACACAUUAUCAUAUGCAGCUGGCUAAGCAACUGGGAGAUAUGCUGCAGGCACCUCUAGAGGAGCGUGGAGGGAUGAUGGCUCUCACAGAGGUGUAUUGUCUUGUCAACCGUGCUAGAGGGUUGGAGCUUUUAUCUCCAGAAGAUUUAUUAAAUGCUUGCAAAAUGUUUGAGUCACUGAAGCUUCCACUGAGGUUGCGUGUGUUUGACAGCGGCGUGAUGGUGGUCCAGCUGCAGUCUCACAGCGAAGAGGAAAUGAUAGCCUCAGCUUUGGACAAUGUGUCAGAGAAAGGCUCCCUGACAGCAGAGGAGUUUGCAAAGCUUCUGGGUCUUUCUGUUCUUCUGUCUAAGGAACGGUUGUUGCUGGCAGAGAAGAUGGGCCACCUGUGUAGAGAUGACUCUGUCGAGGGUUUGAGAUUCUACCCAAACCAGUUUUGACAUAAUUACAGUUAAUAUUGUUGAGAUAGAACUAUUCCACUCUGUUUCUGCAGAUAGAUGCAUUAAAAUAAUAAUCUGACAUGUGCAGCAGGGGGCCUGCUGUGCUUUCUACCCUCUAUCAGUACUAGUUGGUGUGUUGUUGGCGUAGUACCUUUUUUCCUCUCUUCUUUAACCUAGAUCUCAGAGUAAGACUUAUCCUCAGUGAUCAGGUUCCAUAAAUUUCUAAAUAGAGUGAAAAUACUGUACAGGAAGCAAACAGUUGUAGCCUUUAUCUGCCUGGCUGAGCAGCCAUUGUGUGGAUAGUAAUAAAUGAGAUUAGGAAUAUGCAUCUAAUGGUAUAUACGUAUACUAAACGUAUAUUAUCUUUAGUCAUUGUAAUGUCACCAGCAUAUACCUCUUUACAAAUGGUUCAAUCUCUUAUAAAAGGCUCACAGCUACCGAUGUCUGCAUUAGAUCAAGUUUCUGUAAAAUGUUUCUGUAAUAAAAGGUUAAGGA
Melanotaenia boesemani (Boeseman's rainbowfish) is the source of this 1724-nucleotide messenger RNA. RefSeq names its product vacuolar protein sorting 36 homolog (gene vps36). Gene Ontology annotation, cellular component: late endosome membrane; ESCRT II complex. Gene Ontology annotation, biological process: protein transport to vacuole involved in ubiquitin-dependent protein catabolic process via the multivesicular body sorting pathway. The transcript has 14 exons. Bases 81 to 1229 code for a protein of 382 amino acids. Lineage: Eukaryota; Metazoa; Chordata; Actinopteri; Atheriniformes; Melanotaeniidae. Gene Ontology annotation, molecular function: phosphatidylinositol-3-phosphate binding; ubiquitin binding. The record is from RefSeq and is a predicted model, not a curated record.